Messenger RNA from Cyphellophora attinorum, 2331 nucleotides. Its product is annotated as putative ubiquitin carboxyl-terminal hydrolase creB. Gene Ontology annotation, cellular component: nucleus; cytosol. Gene Ontology annotation, biological process: protein deubiquitination. The transcript has 4 exons. The coding region runs from base 1 to 2331 and encodes 776 amino acids. Gene Ontology annotation, molecular function: cysteine-type deubiquitinase activity; cysteine-type endopeptidase activity. The record is from RefSeq and is a predicted model, not a curated record. NCBI's taxonomy places the organism in Eukaryota, Fungi, Ascomycota, Eurotiomycetes, Chaetothyriales, Cyphellophoraceae.
AUGAGUUCCUUCUUCUCCAAGAUCAAAUCGAACACUCAGACAGCCUCGACGCAAAAUGUAUCGCCGACCAAGAAAGAUCUCACUGCGCCUCAGCCGACACCGCUGGAGCGCAUGCUCCAGAAUGCCGGCCCUAUACGGAACGAUGGCAGCGACAAAUUUUGGGGAAUGGAAAACUUCGGCAAUACCUGCUACUGCAACUCAAUUCUACAAUGUCUAUACUACUCAGUCCCGUUCCGAGAACAGAUUCUCAGCUACCCACAACGAUCGCUGCCCGACGAUGUCUUCGCCGCCAUGAAAACAGCGCCACCUCGGCCACCAUUCAACCCAAACAAUGGACAGAAGAAGCCAGCCGCCCAGCCUACCGCACGCAACUCGUCCGGUCAACAGCAACAGCAGAAGCCUGAGGACAAGGAAUCGCCCGAGUACAAGAAAAAGCAGGCGCUGAUGACAGGACCUAUACUGAAUAUGGGCUACCAGAACGCUGGAGGCUAUGAGAUGCCGGAGUCGCUCUUCACAGCUACAAAGGAUAUCUUCGAGGCCGUGGUAACAAAUCAGGGCCGAUCUGGUGUGAUCAGUCCGACAAAAUUCCUGGAGACGCUACGGAAAGAGAACGAGAUGUUCAGAUCUGCUAUGCACCAGGACGCCCACGAGUUUCUCAACUUAUUGCUGAAUACAGUCAUAGAGAACGUGGAGGCGCACGACAAGAUAUUGAAGCAGAAAGCCGAGGCCGAAAACCCAUUUGCAGACGAUGCUGACAAAGAGGAAGAGAGCACCGAGCAUGGCACAGUGUCGUUCCCUUCAAUACUGCCGGCGCCCAGCUCAGAAUCACCUGCAAAGAUGUUCCACGAUCUAUUCGAGGGCAAGCUGACUUCGGAGACAAGGUGUCUGACCUGUGAAAACACAUCACAACGAGACGAGCCUUUCUUGGACCUAUCAGUCGACUUAGAACAGCAUUCAUCCGUCACAGCAUGCUUACGGCGCUUCUCCGAAGAAGAAAUGUUAUGCGAGCGCAACAAAUUCCACUGCGACAACUGCGGCGGUCUGCAAGAAGCCGAAAAGCGUAUGAAGAUAAAACGCCUACCCAAAAUCCUCGCCCUCCACCUCAAACGCUUUAAAUACACCGAAGACCUCCAACGAUUACAAAAACUAUUCCACAAAGUAGUGUACCCCUACCACCUCCGCCUCUUCAACACGACCGAUGAUGCCGAAGACCCUGACCGCCUCUACGAACUCUACGCUGUUGUCGUCCACAUCGGCGGCGGUCCUUACCACGGCCACUACGUCGCAAUCAUCAAAACCCAAGACCGCGGCUGGCUGCUCUUCGACGACGAAAUGGUCGAGCCUGUGGAUCGCAACUACGUCAAGAACUUUUUUGGCGACAAGCCCGGCCUGGCUUGCGCGUACGUGCUCUUCUACCAGGAAACGACCCUCGAACAGGUUCAGAAGGAGCAGCGUUCCCACGGCAAACGCCGCGCAUCCCAGUCCGGCGAAGCCGGCAUCGCCGUCAACAUGCGCGAGUCAGCCGAGCUGCACCGCGUCGUCAGCGACGCUACCUCACCUUCAGGGGACGCAUUCGCCAACCUAGACCACGCCGCCACGGCCCCCGCAUUAAUGAAAACAACAAAUGGCCACGUCGAUCCGCCGAAAUCACCCACCGCCACCACGACCCCAGUGUUCCCCAGACCAGUCAGCCCUGUAGUGCAGUCCAAAAAGGAGAAAGCAAAAGAAGAAAAGGCAGCAGAAAAGGCACGCAAAGCCGCCGAGAAAGCCGCCGAGAAGGAACGUGUCGAAGCCGAGAAAGAACGUCGCAAGCAGUUGUCGAUUAAGCUGCAGGAUGCACAUAAGAGGCAAGAGGCGGAUCUGAAGGCGGCGAUGGAGGCGAGUAAAGUCAGCGCGGCGGAGGAGGCGAGGAUGCGGGAUGUGGAUGGUGCGAUAGGCAGUCCGGGAGCUGGCGCAUCGCCGGCGAACGGCAACGGGGUUGCGUCAGGAUUGGACCGCUUCAGACGGAGCAAGAGUCUGAGGUUCGGCAGUCUGGGUGGCGGUUCAAAGAAGGAGAAGGAUAAAGUUGUGGCCAGCAUGCCUACGAGUACGAGCAUGGGCGGCGUGGGUGGCGGGCUGGCGAGGGCGGCGACUGAGGGGGAGAAGUUAGGCUCUGCCGCACCGCCACAAACGCCUGCAGCGAAUGGGAACGGGAAUGCACCAGCGGCGACAGACUCGUCCACUGCGCUUGUGGAUGGUGAAGAGCCAACAGGCGCACCGGCCAAGGAUGGCGGGAAAAAGGAGAAGCACAGUCGAUUCAGUAUACGGAAGAAGAGUUUUGGGAUGCUCUAG